GCUCUCUUCCUCCGACCGUACGCAAUUUAAGUGAAGAAUCAGGAGCGGAGACUAGAGAGCCGGCAUGGGGCGGGCGACGGAGGCGCCGCAAAGGAUGGCGUCGUCCGGCACGUUGGUCUCGUCACUCAGCGACUCCUCCAGGUUGCCGAUGCUGAUGUAGAGCUGCUGCCCCAGGUAGCGCCUUUCCCACACCUCCUACCGUAGGUUCCACAUCCCUACGUUGUCGAACGACGCCAGGAUCGCCAACUACGACCCCGGGAAGAACACCUGCACGGCUUCCAUAAGGUUGUAGUUCUUCCUGCCUUUUCCGUCCACUUUCCCGGUCCCAUACUGGUGGUCGUCGAAAUGAGCACGCAAGGUGUUCGUAAAAUUCCCGAACCGAAAAAAGAGAAUAACACAAUUGCAAUGGAAACAGAGCGGUGACUAACCCCACGAGGAAGAAGGCAAGCUAUCCAAGUGCUAUCGAAAUGAAGAGAAUUGAAGUUAAUCCAUACAAGUGGAACCUUGUCCUCAGAGGCUUCUUGGAUAGCAAUGUCCCAAAGAAGGCACUUGUGGCAUAUGCUCUCAUGAGGAGGAGAAGAGUGAAGGUAGAUGGCUUCACUCUCCUCUUUGUCAUUAAGGCCUGUGGCCUCUUCAUGCAUAAUAUCCUUGUAGGCAAGCAGGUGCAUGCUCAUGCCACCAAACUCGGCUUUCAAGCAGAGCUGGUGAUCCAGACUUCUCUCCUUCAAAUGUAUGGCAAGUUUGGAGAUAUUGACGCUGCAGAUAAGUUGUUCAACGAAACUCCUCACAGAGAUAUUGUUCAAUGGAAUGCUCUCCUUGCUUUGCACUUGCAGAGCAAUCGACCAUGGAUAACAAUUAAGGCUGUGAGACGGAUGAUAAGUGAGGGUGUGCGUCCUAAUGAAGUCACUGUUGUCAGCAUUGUCAGUUCCUGUUCACGACUGAAGGCUUUAGCUGAGGGUAAGCAGCUGCAUUGUUAUGUGAUAAAAAGUCUUGCAAUCCUCGACACAUUUGUGCACAAUGCACUGAUCAAUAUGUAUGCAAAUUGUGGGUGUGUAUCCGAUGCUCAAAUGGUUUUUCAGAAUCUGAGAAACAGGAAUGAAGUUUCCUGGGCUUCAAUGAUCAAUGCGUAUGGUGAUAAUGGCUACCUGAAUGAGGCUAUAACUUUGUUCAGGAAAAUGGAAGCACUAGGAGAGGAAGCUGACGAAGUAACAAUGUUAUCUAUGGUUUCUAUUUGUGCUAAGUUUGGAAGACUUGAUUUAGGAGAAUGGAUUGAUGGGCACAUAAAGAGCUAUGGGUUUCAUAGGAAAAUGCACAUUUCCAAUGCCCUUAUCCACAUGCACAGCAGAUGUGGGAAUAUAGACAAGUCUUGCAAAGUAUUUAGCAAAAUGGCAAGGAGGAAUCUGAUAACAUGGACUGCAAUGAUACAGGCCUUAGCGAUGCACGGGCAUGGUCAGGCAGCGCUGGCUUAUUUCUCACAGAUGCAGACGGAAGGAUUUAGGCCAGAUGAAGUGUGCCUCCUGAGCAUGAUCAAUGCAUGCAGCCACUUUGGGCUGGUGGAAGAAGGAAAGCAUUUCUUUAGGUGGAUGGUAGAGGAACAAGGAAUGAGGCCUUGGAUGGAACACUAUGGAAGCAUGGUGGAUCUUCUGUGCAGAGCAGAGCUGGUAAAUGAAGCAUUUGCCUUUGUAGUGAGUAUGCCCUUGAAACCAGACAUCAUCAUCUGGCGCACCUUAAUUGGAGCAUGUAGAGAUCAAGGAAAUAUCAAUCUAGCAAGACAAGCUGUGGAUUACAUAACUGAUUCUGAACCUGUGGAUAGUGGAAAUCUCAUUUUGAAGUCAAACUUGUAUGCCAUGAUUGGGGAUUGGGACAGUGUUGAGGAAGUGAGAAGUUACAUGAGAUGCAAGGAGGUUGCCAAAAAACAACCUGCUUAUAGCUAUAUCGAGUCCACAGGCAUAUAAAA
This is a messenger RNA of Zingiber officinale, 1957 nucleotides long. Its product is annotated as pentatricopeptide repeat-containing protein At5g48910-like. Gene Ontology annotation, biological process: RNA modification. Bases 468 to 1955 code for a protein of 495 amino acids. The transcript has 2 exons. The record is from RefSeq and is a predicted model, not a curated record. NCBI's taxonomy places the organism in Eukaryota, Viridiplantae, Streptophyta, Magnoliopsida, Zingiberales, Zingiberaceae. Gene Ontology annotation, molecular function: protein binding; RNA binding.